GGCGGGGACUUUACGGUAUUGACAGUAUGCCAGAUCUUCGCAGGAAAAAAACAUUGCCUAUUGUACGAGAUGUGGCCAUGACCCUGGCUGCCCGGAAAUCUGGACUUUCUCUGGCUAUGGUGAUUAGGACAUCACUAAACAAUGAGGAACUGAAAAUGCACGUCUUCAAGAAGACCUUGCAGGCAUUGAUCUACCCCAUGUCUUCCACCACCCCACACAACUUUGAGGUCUGGACAGCUACCACGCCUACCUACUGUUACGAGUGUGAAGGGCUCCUGUGGGGCAUUGCCCGGCAAGGCAUGAAGUGUCUGGAGUGUGGAGUGAAGUGCCAUGAAAAGUGUCAGGACCUCCUAAACGCAGAUUGUUUGCAAAGAGCAGCAGAAAAGAGUUCUAAACAUGGUGCUGAAGACAAGACUCAGACCAUUAUUACUGCCAUGAAAGAAAGAAUGAAGAUCAGGGAGAAAAACAGGCCAGAAGUAUUUGAAGUCAUUCAGGAAAUGUUUCAGAUUUCUAAAGAAGAUUUUGUGCAAUAUACAAAGGCAGCCAAACAGAGUGUACUAGAUGGGACAUCCAAGUGGUCAGCAAAAAUAACCAUCACAGUGGUUUCUGCACAAGGCUUACAGGCAAAAGACAAAACAGGGUCUAGUGAUCCAUAUGUUACAGUUCAAGUUGGAAAGAACAAAAGAAGGACUAAAACCAUUUUUGGAAACUUGAAUCCAGUAUGGGAUGAAAAGUUUUAUUUUGAGUGUCAUAACUCCACAGAUCGAAUCAAAGUCAGAGUUUGGGAUGAAGAUGAUGAUAUUAAAUCCAGAGUCAAGCAACAUUUCAAAAAGGAGUCAGAUGAUUUUCUGGGACAAACAAUUGUAGAAGUGAGGACCCUGAGUGGAGAAAUGGAUGUUUGGUACAACUUAGAGAAACGGACAGAUAAGUCAGCUGUAUCUGGGGCCAUUCGACUGAAAAUCAAUGUGGAAAUAAAAGGAGAGGAGAAAGUUGCUCCAUAUCAUAUACAAUAUACGUGUUUACAUGAGAAUCUGUUCCAUUACUUGACUGAAGUGAAAUCUAAUGGUGGAGUAAAAAUCCCAGAAGUCAAGGGGGAUGAAGCCUGGAAGGUUUUCUUUGAUGAUGCGUCUCAAGAAAUAGUUGAUGAAUUUGCCAUGCGUUAUGGGAUUGAAUCCAUUUAUCAAGCUAUGACGCACUUUUCAUGUCUGUCUUCUAAAUACAUGUGCCCUGGUGUCCCUGCUGUCAUGAGUACCUUACUGGCUAAUAUAAAUGCUUUCUAUGCUCACACAACAGUUUCAACAAAUGUACAGGUUUCUGCCUCUGAUCGAUUUGCUGCUACCAACUUUGGUAGGGAAAAAUUCAUAAAACUACUGGACCAGCUGCAUAACUCUUUAAGGAUUGACUUGUCAAAAUAUAGGGAAAACUUUCCUGCAAGCAAUACUGAAAGACUGCAGGACCUGAAAUCAACAGUUGAUCUGCUAACAAGUAUCACUUUUUUUAGGAUGAAGGUUCUGGAGCUGCAAAGCCCUCCAAAGGCCAGCACAGUGGUGAAGGACUGUGUCAGAGCUUGCCUGGAUUCUACAUACAAGUAUAUUUUCGACAAUUGCCAUGAACUUUAUUCCCAGCUAACAGACCCGAGUAAGAAACAGGACAUUCCUCGGGAAGAUCAGGGACCAACCACCAAGAAUUUGGAUUUUUGGCCCCAACUUAUUACACUGAUGGUCACUAUUAUUGAUGAAGAUAAAACUGCCUACACACCUGUCCUGAAUCAGUUUCCCCAAGAACUGAACAUGGGAAAAUUAAGUGCUGAAAUUAUGUGGACUCUUUUUGCUCUGGAUAUGAAAUAUGCAUUAGAAGAACAUGAAAAGCAGCGGUUAUGCAAGAGCACCGAUUACAUGAAUUUGCAUUUCAAAGUGAAAUGGUUUUAUAAUGAAUAUGUGAGGGAACUUCCUGCCUUCAAGGAUGCUGUUCCUGAAUACUCCUUGUGGUUUGAACCUUUUGUCAUGCAAUGGCUAGAUGAAAAUGAAGAUGUGUCAAUGGAGUUCCUUCAUGGAGCACUGGGAAGAGACAAAAAAGAUGGAUUCCAGCAGACAUCUGAUCAUGCCCUCUUCUCUUGCUCCGUGGUUGAUGUCUUUGCUCAGCUUAAUCAGAGCUUCGAGAUUAUUAAGAAGCUGGAAUGCCCUAAUCCUGAAGCAUUAUCUCACUUAAUGAGAAGAUUUGCAAAGACUAUCAAUAAAGUGCUGCUUCAAUAUGCUGCAAUUGUAUCAAGUGAUUUCAGUUCACACUGUGAUAAGGAGAAUGUGCCCUGUAUCUUGAUGAACAAUAUUCAACAACUACGGGUUCAACUGGAAAAAAUGUUUGAAUCCAUGGGAGGGAAAGAGAAGAAGGAAGGAGAAAGAUUCUUUUAUGAGCUAGAUCCUGAAGCUAGUACUGUUCUAAAAGAACUUCAGGUUAAACUCAGUGGGGUUCUGGAUGAGCUCAGUGUCACUUAUGGUGAAAGUUUCCAGCUUAUAAUUGAAGAGUGUAUAAAACAAAUGAAUUUUGAACUAAAUCAAAUGAGAGCAAAUGGAAAUACCACAUCUAAUAAGAACAGUGCAGCAAUGGAUGCAGAAAUCGUGUUAAGACCUCUCAUGGAUUUUUUGGACAAAACAUUAAGUCUCUCAGCAAAAAUCUGUGAGAAAACAGUCCUAAAGCGAGUUUUGAAAGAGCUAUGGAAGCUAGUUCUUAACAAAAUAGAAAAACAAAUUGUUCUUCCUCCUCUGACAGAUCAAACAGGACCCCAGAUGAUUUUCAGUGCAGCUAAAGAUCUUGGACAAUUAUCUAAACUGAAGGAGCACAUGAUUCGAGAGGAUGCCAAGGGUCUGACACCAAGACAAUGUGCUAUAAUGGAAGUGGUCCUGGUUACCAUCAAGCAAUAUUUUCAUGCAGGAGGAAAUGGCCUGAAAAAGAAUUUCUUGGAGAAAAGCCCAGACCUUCAGUCUCUGAGAUAUGCUCUCAGUCUUUAUACCCAAACUACUGAUGCCUUGAUAAAGAAAUUCAUAGACACUCAAACCUCACAAAGUCGUUCUUCCAAAGAUGCAGUGGGCCAGAUAUCUGUUCAUGUGGACAUCACUGUCAACCCAGGAACAGGCGAUCAUAAAGUCACUGUAAAAGUAAUUGCUAUUAAUGACUUAAAUUGGCAAACGACAGCGAUGUUCCGCCCCUUUGUGGAAGUUUGCAUGCUGGGACCCAACCUCGGAGAUAAGAAGAGAAAACAAGGCACAAAAACAAAAAGCAACACAUGGUCACCAAAGUACAAUGAAACAUUUCAGUUCCUUCUGGGUAAGGAAAAUCGUCCAGGAGCCUAUGAAAUUCAUCUCUCAGUUAAAGAUUACUGUUUUGCCCGAGAAGAUCGAAUUAUUGGAAUGACAGUCAUUCAACUACGGAAUAUAACAGAAAAGGGAAGCUAUGGGGCAUGGUACCCUCUUUUGAAAAAUAUCUCUAUGGAUGAAACUGGUUUGACUAUUCUUAGAAUACUCUCUCAGAGGACCAGCGAUGAUGUGGCUAAAGAAUUUGUAAGACUUAAAUCUGAAACAAGAUCUACUGAAGAGAGUGCUUGAAAUGAACACUACAAUCUAUGGACUGUGAGAAUUUAUAAACUAUAAUUGUUUGACUACUGCAUGCAUGUGCAAAUACAUGGGAAUGUUUAUUUCACUGCGUUUCAAUGUUAGCCAUUUCUCAAGUACAAUGUCUACAAGGUAUGUGAAAAACUUGCUGAACUUUUAUACCAAUCCUGGUCUUUGGAAAACAAAUGUUCCAUGAAGUGCCAAAAAAUUAUGAUGUAAAGUAAAAUAUCAAGAAUAUCUUUUAAAAUGUUUAUUUCAUCUCAUUAUCAAUUUCACAUUCUUUAAACAUUCUGAAAAAUAGUUUUUUGAGUUUGCCCAUUCAUUGCCAUUAUUAAAUUAGUUUAUGUUGCCCAUAGAUCAGGAAGCCUUUGUUUCUCAAAUUCUGUUUUAUUUAGACUGAUCUCAUCAUAGAUGUCUAACAAAUACCCUUUUCUACCAUAACUAGAAAUGCAGUCACUUCUAGAAAGCAUUUGUAAUUUUAUAGUUGCAGAUAUAUUGUGAUGAUUUUUGCAUACAAAUUAAAAUAGAAAAGGUGGGAAAUAUUUUCUGCUGAUCAGUUUCCAACCUUUCUAAAAUAUCACUGUGAAGAAAUGCUAUUAAAGCAAACUUAUAUAAAGCAAUGCUAAAUAGAGUUUGUUAACAAUGUUUGAUAUAUUGACAAAACUUUGUUCUUUAAAACUGCCAAGGUCACAUCACAUUUGUAAAAAAGGUAAGUUGAUGCACUUGUCAUAUAGCAUUAUGUCUCGGCUUUACUAUAUUUUAUUCUUCAAAAAGUCAUAGGAUUAAUGGUUUAGAAAUGGGACGGAAGGUUCAUUAAAAUUACCUAUGAUAAGUAACUGUGUUGUUAGUAUCUCCCCUCUGACAGUUAUGACUACAUCUUUAUUUACUUAACUCUAUAAUCAGCUUAAUGUUUUCUCUUCAAAAAUAUUCAAUUAUUUGUACUGUACUGAAUGCAGCAUUACAAUAUAUUGCACUGGAUCCAAAAAUCAUGUUUUCAUUCAUCUAGUGAAAAAAAAAGGAAAAUGAAAUCCGAAGAAAUUGCUUAUAAUUCUUUAAUUUAUUUUAUUCAUAAGUCCAAAAUGCGUCAGAUACAAUAGAAGAACAACCUGAUACCACUCAGUGCAUAAAAAAUAUACCUACGUUGGUUUUGAAUAUAAAAUAGUUUUGAUUUGCAUUUUAUGUAUUUUUAUGGUUUGACAUUUUGGAGUCUGUGCCUAAAUAUGUGGCUGUAGAGCAGUACCUUGUAAUUAUCACUUAUGGUCAUAACUGUUAGUGGAUGACUUGCACAUGCAGAAACAAGAACCUGUUACAAUGGUUAUGUUUUGUGAACAAACUGGUCUCAUAUGUUAAGAACAGAAGUAUCAUGAGUGUCAGAACAAUUCUGCUUCUGGGUGUGAAACACAGACCAGUUAGACUGUCUACUUUGUGUUAAAUUGUUACGCAAUUGCUUUGUUGAUGACUUCUCCAAAUGCAUAGUACAAUGCAAUCCUCUGGCAUAUGCAUUAAUAAAUGGAUGUUAAUCGAGCACAUGCAA
Carlito syrichta (Philippine tarsier) is the source of this 5139-nucleotide messenger RNA. It is a transcript of the gene UNC13C, whose product is annotated as unc-13 homolog C. Gene Ontology annotation, cellular component: terminal bouton; plasma membrane; neuromuscular junction. Lineage: Eukaryota; Metazoa; Chordata; Mammalia; Primates; Tarsiidae. Gene Ontology annotation, biological process: presynaptic dense core vesicle exocytosis; synaptic transmission, glutamatergic; synaptic vesicle maturation. The transcript is spliced from 30 exons. The coding region runs from base 27 to 3599 and encodes 1190 amino acids. Gene Ontology annotation, molecular function: calmodulin binding; calcium ion binding; diacylglycerol binding. The record is from RefSeq and is a predicted model, not a curated record.